CCAGCAACGUUUGUGGGCUAAUUUUUUAUGCUACUGUGGACCAAUGCAGAGCCCAAGUGAAGGAGACAGAGAAGGGGAGGAGGUUGGAGAGGAGAGCUUCAGCAAAAAGGAGACAGACACCAAACUGCAGGAUGGAAGUGAUAUUGCAGUAGAGGAUGAUGGAGCCACUGUGCCUCCUGUGCAAGAGGAUGGGCCUAACAGACAGCAGUCAGAUCCAGAACCCGAUGACCUAGCUUCCCUGCCUCAUUUUGAAAACACUGAGGCAGACUUUCCUGCAGAAAUAAACUUAGUUCAAGAAAAUGUUGACCAGGUUACAGUGACACCUCACUUGUCAACUACACCAGAAUACAUGGAGGAUCAGGAGCCACUGUUGGUGGAGGAGGAGGAAGAAGAAGAGGAGUUGGUUGUCCUUGACCCUGAACAUCCUCUGAUCAGAAGGCAACAAGCUGCUCUGAAAAGCCACCUCACCAAGCACCUGGAACGACUCAACUUGGAACUGAGGGAGAAGCUCGCAAGGGAGGAGGCAGAUGCACAGCAGAUGCAGGAGAUGGCGUUGGAGGAGUCUGCAUUACAGGAGAAGCUAGUCAGACUCCAGACCAAGCUAGAAGACCACCAUCAAACCAAGACACAGGCUGAGGCCAAACACCAACAGUCACGGGAUCAACUGGAGAUAACGAAGGCCCAGUAUUCCAGCACUCUCAGCCAGGUCCAAAAAGCCAAAAGCAGCGUGUCCCAGCUGCAGACAGAGCUAGACAACCUGAUGCAGCAGCUCAUUUUCACUCAAGAAGUUAGUCAAGAUCUACGCUCCGAUAUGAAAGUCAUGAGAAAUGCUACACGUAAAGCGGGAAACGAGAAGAUCCAGGCUGAAGAGCAGAAAUUAAAGCAGGAUGUGUAUGUGGAACGUCUUACAAAGGACAUGGAGAGACUGAUGCAGCAGAUAGCCAUGUAUGAGGCCCAGAGCAGUGCCCAAGCAGAGGAGACACUGGCAGCCAAAGAAGCACUCGCUGAGGCUGAGAUGGAAAUGGAGUCUGUAGUAAUAGCCUCCAAACAGCUGCUGCAGCAGUGGAACAGCAGCCUGGUGGCAAUGAGGAGACGGGAUGAGGCCUUCACCGCGAUGCAGGAGGCCAUAAACAUGAUUGGCCAUCAAGUGAUCUCACUGGACAGAGAGAUUGAAGGCUAUAAUAAAUCCACCACCAAAGAGCAGGAACUCAAUGAGAUGCUGACCGCCCAACUGAACUGGUCCCAGAUGGACAUCGCCACCUCCAAAUCACUGAUCACUAAGAAGCAGACUCAGCAGGAGGCUCUGCAGGCCCACUACAGCACCUGUGUCCGCACUCUGCGUGAGACAGAACAUACACUCACACGACUCACAAAGGAAACCAGUGUCCUCCAAACUGAAACCAAUGAACAGAGGAGGCAACUGGAGAAGGAGAGUGCUGCAUCCUUGGAGCUGGAGGACAUGAUCAUGUCUCAAAUGCAGCAGAAGCUCACCUACAACAUGGCUGCCAAGUACUCACAAAGGCUGACCACCAAGAUGACCACACGCAAGAAGGACAAGAUCUCUGAGUUGUGGCAGCUGAAGAAAGAAGUGGAGGAGGUUGGACUGGAAAGUAUCGAGGUUGGCCAGCGUCUGGACAACCUGGCUGUCACUCAGGAGGCCUUGGAGGAGGAGAUUGCCAACUACACUAAGUUGGUCUCCUCUCAGCAGGCCCAGAUUUCCUCCAAUGUUUUGUCAGUUGGGCAAAAUCAGAAUGCAAUCAUCAACUACAACCAAAAGAUCUCUCAUAUCGUAGCCGCUACAGGGCGUGACCUGAGCCCUAUGCAAAUCAAAGCAGACGCAAUAAAGGCUCAACUUGAGGAGCUGGAGGCAAACAUCAAGAGUGACCAGCAGCUCUGGAGCAAACGCCAAGGGACACUAGUAGGACUGACCCAGGAGAUUGCAGUCAACAGGAGGGACAUUCUCAAACUGCAGGCAGAGCACACUCACAUGCAGCAGGGCAAAAUCCGCAUAGACGGUAUAAUUAAUGUAGAGAACCGAGAAGACACUGAGCUUGAGAAGAACAUGAGGAUACUGAAGGGAGACCUGCUAAAUCUCAACACGCUGCUGAGCAAGAACAAACAGCUGAGCCUGGCCAUGGAACAGGGGAACGCUCUGAUGGAGUCAGAAUUCAUCCACAGGCAUAAGGAAGCAGAGCGGGAAAGCAUCGAGAUGCAGAUGAAACUGGAGAAGACUGAGAAGGAAAAGGAGAGACUUCUCAACAGUCUGGUGGAGGCCGAGAAACAGAUCAUGUUAUGGGAGAAGAAAAUCCAGCUUAUGAAAGAGACCAUUUCAGCAGUGAACUCCGACUUUGGACAGAAAGACCUGCAGACAAUGAAGGCAGAGAUACACCGUAUGAAGUUGCGCCUCAAUCAGCUGAUGAAGCACCGGGAGCGUCUCCUAAGGGAGAGUGAAGCAACGGUGGUGAGGAUGGAGAAAAUCGAGUUACGCAGGGAGGCCAUGAUCCGAAACCCCCACAAACAAACUACAAAGGGUGAACUAAACCGAAUCAUCCGAGGUCUGCAACGCAGGAUUCAUGACACACACAAGCAUAUAGAAGAGUGUGACCAGACUAUCAGGACACUACAAGAGAGCCAGGUGAAUCUGAGCAAUAGGCUCACAAAGCAGAAGCAGCACCUCAUAGAACUGUGUGGAACCAGCUAUGUUCUUGACCAUGACAUCAUAAAACUCCAGGACACCAAAGACAGGAACUUAUUGCAGCUGGUGGCUCUUCAGAGCAGGGCUAAGAAGCUGCAGGCAGUUCGUGAGGGCAGCUACCGAGCCUCCGCCAGCAGCGACGAGUCUGUUGGAGCUGCUCUGCAGAACCAGACGGAGCGGAUGAACGCCGUCAGCACUGUCCUGCACCGGGUGUGCGAGGAGUUCCCCCAGCACCAGGGGGCGCUCCACAGGCCCUUAGUGGCACUACAGGCACAUAUGCAGGAGCCAGAGACAACUAGAGGAGGGAAAGAUAGAGGGGUUACUGCGACUACUGAAGGGGUGUAGAUGAACGACAGCAUAUGACAUGAUUAGAUUAGAAUUUAUUAUAGAGUUAUUAGAGUCAUUAUUUAAGUAAUAUUACUCUAAAAUGUUAUUUCGUGUUAAUGAUGCGAAUGUUAUUGAUGUGAAACAAAAUCAUGAAAUAAAGACUCUGUAUU
Messenger RNA from Sphaeramia orbicularis (orbiculate cardinalfish), 3192 nucleotides. RefSeq names its product coiled-coil domain 40 molecular ruler complex subunit (gene ccdc40). The coding region runs from base 44 to 3040 and encodes 998 amino acids. The transcript is spliced from 19 exons. Gene Ontology annotation, biological process: heart looping; axoneme assembly; epithelial cilium movement involved in determination of left/right asymmetry. Gene Ontology annotation, cellular component: cytoplasm; cilium. The record is from RefSeq and is a predicted model, not a curated record. Lineage: Eukaryota; Metazoa; Chordata; Actinopteri; Kurtiformes; Apogonidae.